Acanthopagrus latus (yellowfin seabream) is the source of this 9820-nucleotide messenger RNA. Its product is annotated as C-myc promoter-binding protein-like. Gene Ontology annotation, molecular function: protein binding. The transcript is spliced from 35 exons. NCBI's taxonomy places the organism in Eukaryota, Metazoa, Chordata, Actinopteri, Spariformes, Sparidae. Gene Ontology annotation, biological process: regulation of Rab protein signal transduction. The record is from RefSeq and is a predicted model, not a curated record. The coding region runs from base 443 to 6448 and encodes 2001 amino acids. Gene Ontology annotation, cellular component: cytoplasmic vesicle; ESCRT I complex.
CCCAUCACAACCAAGAUGGCGGCGGAGCGGACAGCCGGCGCCGCACACUGACUGACAGACAGAGGAGAAGAAGCCAAGCUCGGCUGGAUAGCUAGACUCUCGAGCGGAGGAAAAAAAAAACAACAAACAAACAGAAGAACAACAACACCCGCACAGGUUACCUCACCUUUUCGGUAUACGAACGGUGCUGUGAUGAAGCAGCGCCGGUAGACGACACCGGGCGAAGUUGUGUGCGGGCACUAAUUUGACGUCCACAAGCGGGAGAAGAGCGAAAGUACCAGCAGGGGUGAAGUUUCAUUUGAGCCAACAGAGACAAACUCUCAUGCAGGAGGCUUGAGUGUCAAGAGGUUGAGUGAUGAAUCUGGUCACUGAGGCAGACUGAGACUUUACACCACAACACCCAGAGGCUGCUCCUGCUGCUGGCAGUUGGCGGGGAUGGGAGAUGAUGGAGGACAAAGGCCCUCGUGUAGCCGACUACUUUGUGGUGGCCGGUCUGACGGACCCGUCAAAGCCGUUGGACCAGGAGAUCCACUUUGAUGAUGUCUGCCACAAGACGGCUAAGCCGAAGGCACCCAUCACUGAUGUAGCGGUGAUGAUCCGCUCAAUGGGUGAGGAGGUGCCGCCAGGGUUCACUUGCAUAGAGGAAACACCAACUGGCCAUUCGGCUGAUCUAAACAAUGGUGGCCUCAUGGCGCCCCAGAUCUUCUUGUGCUACAGGCGAGGUCGCGACAAGCCGCCACUAACUGACCUGGGAGUGCUAUAUGAGUGGAAGGAGAGAUUGAAACAGGGCUGCCACCUCAUUCAGACCACACCCUAUGGUCGUCCAGCCAACAUCAGUGGCAAUUCCUCUCAGCGCAUCUAUGUCACCUACCGCCGAGCACCUGAGAGCCAGCCCCACACCGCCCUGGCCGUCACUGACAUCUGCAUCAUCAUCCCGAGCAAGGGAGAGACACCACCACACACCUUUUGCAAGGUGGAGAAGAAUCUCAACAGCAGCAUGUGGGGCUCGUCUGUCUACCUGUGUUAUAAGAAGUCUGUGGCCAAAACCAACACAGUAGCCUACAAAGCAGGUUUGUUCAGCAGAUAUCCAGAGGAGGACUAUGAGUCAUUCCCUCUGCCAGAAUCUGUCCCUCUCUUCUGCCUUCCCAUGGGGGCCACAAUUGAGUGCUGGCCCGCAAACACCAAAUACUCCCUCCCUGUUUUUUCCACUUUUGUCCUCACCGGAGCCUCUGGAGAGAAGGUGUACGGUGCUGCUAUUCAGUUCUAUGAGAGCUACCCGCAGGAGUGUCUGACUGAUCAUCAGCGCUCCCAGCUGGGUCUCUUGAUCCCAGAUCCACACAAACCCUCCUCCUUCAACACCACAGCAACAGCAACCGACAGCGCCACUAAUAGCACCACGACCCCACGCUCGGUCCACACCAACAAGUGCAUCUGUCUGCUUUCCCACUGGCCCUUCUUUGAUGCUUUCCGCAAGUUCCUCACAUUCCUCUAUCGCUAUUCCAUCUCUGGUCCUCAUGCCCUGCCCAUCGAGAAGCACAUCUCUCAUUUUAUGCACAAAGUUCCCUUCCCAUCCUCCCAGAGGCCUCGCAUCCUGGUGCAGCUUUCCCCUCACGACAGUUUGAUGCUGAGCCAGCCAGUGUCUUCUCCUUUGCCACUCAGUGGUGGUCGAUUUUCCACGCUGCUUCAAAACCUCGGACCAGAGAAUGCUGUCACUUUACUGGUGUUUGCUGUCACGGAACAUAAGAUCCUGGUCCACUCAUUACGACCUGCUGUGUUGACCAGCGUCACUGAAGCUCUGGUGUCUAUGAUUUUCCCGUUCCACUGGCCGUGCCCAUAUAUUCCACUGUGCCCCCUAGCGUUGGCUGACGUGUUGAGUGCCCCCUGUCCAUUCAUUGUUGGAGUGGACUCCCGCUACUUUGAUCUGUAUGACCCCCCACCUGAUGUGAGCUGCGUGGACCUGGACACAAACACCAUCUUCCACAAUGACGAUAAGCGAGCCCUCACAUGGAAGAUCCUGCCAAAGAAAGCCUGUAAAAACCUGAUGAAUGUGCUGAGUAAUCUCUACCAGCAGCUGGUUGACGGUCAGCACCGGCCUGAUGGGCUCCUGGAGCUGAGCAUGAGUGAUUCGUCAGAGCUGAGCUGUGGGAAGAGCCUGCACACCUUGGAACUGGAGAUCCAGGAAGCCUUCCUGCGCUUCAUGGCAGCCAUUUUGAAAGGCUACCGUUCGUUCCUACGACCCAUCACUCAGGCCCCCUCUGAGAAAGCCACAGACGCCAGCUCACUUUUUGAUUUGCAAGGGUUCUUGAAGAGCCGAGACCGCUCACACCAGAAGUUCUACACACUGAUGACCAAAACCCAGAUGUUCAUUCGUUUUAUUGAGGAAUGCUCCUUUGUCAGUGACAAAGACGCCAGCCUGGCCUUCUUCGACGACUGUGUGGACAAACUCUACAAUUCAGAGCGGAGUGCAGACAAAGGCGGCAAGGUGGACAGUGACAGGCCGGAGGAGGCCAGGCUGAUAGAGAUUGAUGAAUCCCAGCGCAGCGAGCACACAGUCUUUAUCACACCUCCAGAGCUGCCUCCUCUGCCUGAGGGGGAGGAAUAUCCACUGUGCUACAGGUACGAUGGUUUCCCAGUGUUAAGUCUUGACCUGUUUGACCCUGUGGAGGGCCUGCGGACCCCCUCUUCCCGCCUCGCUGCCAGGCACAGCUGUCCUACCAGCCCGGCUCCCAUGUUUCGACGCACCAAGCAGGAAAUCAAAUCAGCCCAGAAGAUAGCCAAGAAGUACUCGUCCAUCCCCCAGCUGUGGUCCAAGUGCCUACUCCGUCACUGCUACGGCCUGUGGUUCAUCUGUCUGCCAGCUUACGUAAAGGUGUGCCACUCCAAGGUGCGGGCACUCCGCACUGCCUACGACGUUCUCAGGAAGAUGCAGGCAAAGAAACUGCAGCCCCCUGAUGAGGUCUGCUACCGCGUGCUGAUGCAGCUGUGUGGACAGUAUGGUCAACCUGUCCUGGCAGUCAGGGUCCUCUUUGAGAUGAAGAAGGCUGGAGUCCACCCCAAUGCCAUCACUUACGGCUACUACAACAAGGCGGUGUUGGAAAGCACGUGGCCCUCCAGCACCAGAGGAGGAUACUUCCUGUGGAUGAAGCUCAGAAAUGUCGUACUGGGCGUGGCGCAGUUCAAAAGGGCCCUACGACGACAAGCUCCCCUCACUCAGAGCCCUCUGUCAGAUGGCAGCGACCUGGACGCUGUGAGUCACGGCAGCCUGGAUAGCUCUGCUGACACUAACGUGGCCGAGCAGGGCCCCUACGCCACUGACUCCAUCAAAGUAGACCCCACUGAUGAUAGAUCUAGCACAGGAGAUCAGUCAGAUUUGGGUUAUAACUCACUGUCCAAAGAGGAGGUUCGAAGAGGCGACCCCACCACCCAGGACUCUGGCCCCGACAAAGAUGACAAGAAGGAGAGCGACUGCAGCUCCUUGUCAGAGACGGAGAGCGCCAAAGGAAGUAAAGACUGCCUCCCGCAGCUGGACAUGGAGGUUCACUCCUACUACAAAUCCCGUGGGAUUGUUCGCAGCAGUUGUGCAUUCGAUGAUUCAUCCUGCAAACCCAAGAGCUCCGCCAGCGCAGGCCAUGUUGCAGGUCUCCUUUUCACUUCCUCCUUGGAUGAGAUCGGUGAGGUCCAGACAAACAGUUUGCUCAGGAGACAUAAGAGUGCUCUGGAAGACGUGGUUGGCAACACCAGCAGUGGCUCGGCUCUUGACUGGCAGGGGGUGAGGAGCCGCCGGCUGAGCGGUGACACGGUGGGCAGUAGUGGCAGUGGCACCACUGUCCUCGGCCUGGGUAUGAGCCAGGGUGAAACUGACCCAGAGAAAAUCGCAGGACACCUGGGUGCAGAUGUCAGAAUUCUCUCCGGUGCCAACUUCAGCAAGAAUAAGAGGCCUCGCUCGCUUGCUUUGGGUGGAUCAGAGGGGGCGUCUGCUAAGGUGAGUGCUGCCAGAAGUCUUGAUCACAGAGAGGAGGAAGAGGAGACAGAAGGUCAGGACUCCAGCGACGAGGACAGAAGUAACGCAGAGGCAAUAUUUGAUUUGGAGGAUCUGGAUUUAGACAAGCCUCCAACGGGCUCUCAAAAGACCAACAAAUCUCAUAAGAAACUUGUUGAACGCAGUGCCAGCUACGGUGGCAUGAGCACUGAUGUGUCCAGAGGAGCUGUGAAGCGAACAGACAUUGAGAUGGGCUACGACCCUCUGUCCCUGCUGGCAGCAGAGUCAAAGUCCGAGUUGGAAAAUGAGACUCAGUACCUCGAUGGUGAUGAAGCCAGCACACCGAGUGCUCGUAGGGACUUGGCCAGGGAAAUUGAGCUCUAUAUGAAUCACAUGGGCAGCCCACUGAGCAGCCGGACACCCAGUCUGGACUUGAAGGACCCGGCAAGCCCCCUCCUCCUCCACCCGUCCUCAGUCUCUGGUCCACGUAGAGCUAGCCUGCCCCACAGCUCCCCCCUCAGGACUGCAGGAAUGCCACGCUCACGCACCUUCCAACCUCCAUCACCCUCACAAACUACCACACGCCAGCGUUUGUGGUCGUCGCCUCCCUGUCGCAGCUCAAGCACCACCCCCAGCCCCAGCCCUCGACCCAGCCCAUACAGGGAGAGGACAGACAGGAUGAGCCUGGCAUCACCCUCACCCUCCUCCUCCUCUUUCGCUCUGGACACUCUGCUCACACCAACACUUGACGUAUUCAAGACCAGUGUGUUCUCUGCUGGGAAGGGUGUGGCAGAGAAGGCGAGCCGCUGGUAUUCUCGUCUUGCCACGUACACCACACCGACCAAGGAUGGUCACAGUGACCGUCUGAGUGUGUCCUCCCUUGGUGUUGGAGAUCCAGACUGCUCCUCCCUGCUGGAUGAAGAGUACUGUGGGGAGUCAGGGAGCUCUGUAGUGUCACCACUGAGGAACGGCCCCAUAGGGCCCCGCAGGAGCCCUAGACGCAGCCCCCUCCGAAGCAGACUAGACGGCACCCCUCCAGGCUCCAGCCUUGGGAGACCCACAUCUUUGCUCCCUGGAGGUGUCAUCUCGCCCCCCGGCUUCCCUCUGCCAGACAAGUCGGACUUGGGCUCUUCACGCUACACCAGCAACACCAGCAUCUUCAACAACUACGCCAUGGAGCUGCUGAUCUCCAGCUGUUCUCGCUGUAAGACGUGUGACUGCCUGGUGUACGACGAGGAGAUCAUGGCUGGCUGGACGGCAGAUGACUCCAACCUGAACACCACCUGCCCCUUCUGUGGAAACCCCUUCCUUCCAUUCCUCAACGUGGAGAUCAGGGACAUGAGAGGACCCGGCAGGCUUUUCCUGAAGGGCAGCCCAUCUGUGGAUGAGGCGAUGACCUCAUCGUACUCGGCCUCCACAGGUAUGGACACAGGGACGUCCACCUUGUCCACCCCAUGUCCUACGACAGCUGUCUUCCCUCCCUCCCCUGUGAUUGGUGUGCAGGAGCGCUUAGGAAAUGAAAGGAUGCGAUCGACCAGAGCUCAAGGUAUCCACAUCCCCACAGACCGUCGGCAGGGGGCGCUCUCCCCUGGAACACCCAUCGCCCGCAGCGUCAGCGUCUUUAGUCCUUUGGAGGAAACAUCGCGACUGAACCACUGUGUGCCAACGUCAGGCAGCCUGCCCAGCCGUCUCAAUGAAGCCACGGACCCACUGAGUAUGGAGUGGCAGCUCCACAACCCCGAGCCGGUGACGGUUCCCUACCUGAGCCCACUGGUUCUGUGGAAGGAGCUGGAGAGUCUGCUGGAGAACGAGGGUGACCCGGUGAUCACAGAGGCUGACAUGGUGGACCAUCAUCCCAUUAUCUACUGGAACCUGGUCUGGUAUUUCAGACGACUGGACCUGCCCAGCAACCUGCCGGGUCUCAUCCUCACCUCUGAUCACUGCAACAGAGACUCCCAGGUUCCUCGUCACUGGAUGUCAGAGGACAGUAAACACGUGUUGAUCCAGAUGCUGUGGGACAACCUCAAGCUGCACCAGGACACAAUCCAGCCUCUCUACAUCCUCUGGAACACAUACAGACUUAAUUGUACUCUGUUGUUAGAGAAUGUGGGGUAUCCUCUGUCCCGGUCGAUCUCGGAGGAGGAGAAGCCGUUCAGCGAGGAGCUGCUGCAGAGUGUCGUGAAGAGCAUCCAGAGGAACGACGUCAGCCGGCCGAUGGCUCAGCUGCUGCAGCUGCUGGGACAGACGCUCGGGGUCAAACGGCAGAGGAGUUUGUACCGGGACAUCCUCUUCCUCUCGCUGGUGGCUCUGGGAAAAGAUAACAUUGAUAUAGACGCCUUCGAUCGUGAGUAUAAGCUGGCGUACGACCGCCUCAUGCCCAGCCUGGUGAAACUGACCCACAACUGUGACCGACCUCCCAGCACGGGGGUGAUGGAGUGCCGCAGGACGUUUGGAGAACCUUACCUGUAAACACUCACCUUCACCCACCAGGAGAAACCCUCACCAUCUAUUUCAUCGCUUUAAGACGAGCUCAGGAAACCUGUUGGAAGACUGUGAAUGUGCACUACGGUGACGUUUUGAGAAAAAUCAUCAAAAAGGCGCAGUUGACCGCAGUCAGCGUCAUGUAGCCCGAAACAAAAAAAAAGAAUUUUGCUGACAUCAUCUCAACUAAGUGACGAUGGAAACACACUCACUGUUAAUAACAUGACUUCAUGCAGUGUUGUUGAGUGACGCUCACCUGGUUUCUUAGAAAAAUCCUGUGAAAAUUAUACAGACACGCUGUAAAUACACCACACUAAAGGUUUUUUUAAAAACUGCAACAUUUAUAUUGUAUAGUCCUGCAGCAUAUGAAGACUAAUAUUAGCAAUAUUUUAACUUGAACUCUAUUUAUACAAAGUAAGCUUUAUUUAUUGUAGUGUCUUCUGUUUGUUGGGCGUAGUGUUUGUUGUGUGGCUGUUGUCUCGCAGUUUAAAACCAGCACAACCUGAACAAUCGCUGCUCAUUUUCAACAAACUGGAAGAGAUGUCGCAGUUUGGAUUUGGUUUCUGUUGUAAAUGAUGAUGAGAUUACUGUCUUUAUGAGUUGGGGCAAAACAAUAAAAAAAAUAGAUAAAUUAGAGCUGCAAUGAUGAGUGAAACCACAGAAAACUUGAAUCAAACCUGUGUCUGACGGUGGAUUGAAUAUCUUCAGUUUUUGAAUUGCUGGUCCAAAAAAAAACAAAAAACAAGCAGAUUUAAGACAUUGUUUGCAUUUUUCACUAAUUUUAACUUUUCAUUGACAAAACAAUUCCAUAACUGAUCGAGAGAAAAUAAUCAGCAGAUCAACCAAUAAUGGAAAUGAUCUUUAGUUGCAGCCCUAAUUAAAAUGUUUAAAAACACUUUUUAAGCUGCCUUUAAUGUUAGUCUGAAUAUAAAUGUCCGCUGUGUUGCCACUUACAAUAGUGCUCUAUAUUUCAUUUCAUUUUAAUGUCAAGUUUGUUUACAAAACAUUUUGGAGCGUUAAAUAAUUACUCAUCAUAUGAACAAUAAUUUUUUCGUUUUCUUGUCCACGCAGGCUCCGAUCAUGCAGAGAUGCUAUAGGCUGGUUGCUUUAAAAGUCUUGGAGAAAAAAAACAAAAAUGACAGGAGGCGCAAAAGGAGGAGCUCAUUAAUGUUGGGAUGAAGUGAUUAUAAGAUGCAGUUUACAUUUAUUUCUGUGGUUUUACUCAACUUUACAGAUGAAUUUAAGUUUGGGAGAGAGCUCACUACAGCAUGAACGGAUUGUCCUAAAUAUACAGAAGCUGCUUUGAAAAAAAAAACAACAACAAAAAAAAAGACAAACCAAAUAAGAUGCCAGCACAGUCACUUUUCAGUCUGUGGUCACUGUCCAUGCUGAUGAACAACAAACAGGGUGAUUUAACAUCAUGUUCAUGCUGGAGGCUGCAGUCUGGGGCCUCAUUUAUAAACCUUCCUCACGCUGCUUCCCACACAAAAGUCGUGGUCUAUAAAAACAAAGUCGACCGGAAAAUGUGCACACCUGUGAGUAAACUGACCCGUGUGAUGAUUUUGAAAAUGAAAUGUGAGAGGCAUUAUUCUACUCAUAAUAAUGCUGCUCACGUUUGAUUUCACACUUGUUCAACCAGAUCAUUUCUAUUAACAUGCAAAUGGUGCUUUGCGCUGACAGUUUAUGUUUGAAUGUGGGUUUGGAGAAGGCAGGAUGAGGCUGAUCCAUGUGCGCACAUUUCAAAGUUAAUUUGGGAUUUAUAAAAGGAACCUGGCCUUACGCAAGAUUUUUCAAAUCAGAAUAUUUUUUUCAUCUUUUAAAUGUACAGAAACAUCAAGUGUGGGCUCUUCACAGAGUUUUAUAAAUGAGACCCCAGGUAAAUAGUUCAACUUAGAUUUGAUUUUUUUUCAUACUUCUGGUAUAUUGUUCUCACCAAAACAAGUAAGUCUGACGGGAUAUAAAACAAGUUCCUGACAUUCUUAAAGCGCAAUUUGUUGGUAAUAAUCCCUCAUCGCAGCAGACAGGUGAUAUUUCAGAAAAAAGCUUUAACCAGGCUGUCGCCGUCUUCAUAGCUGUGUUUACAUUUUAGUUUUGCAAUUUUAAAACCAGCUUAUGGUUCUACAACCACAUAUCUGAAUGUUUAUUGGGACUGCACAAUACGGGUUAAUGGAAAUGAUCAUUUUUGCAUCACAAUUUUAAUUUUCACAGAAAAAGACAAAAAUGAAAUCAUUUAAUGUGACAUUUGUUGAGGUCUGAACCAAUCAAACGUGUGUCUUUGUGAGGAGCAACAAAGAUUUGUUAGAUUUGUUGUCAGGACGUCUCUGCUGUGCUACACUAUUUCAUUUUAAUGCUGUUAAGUCACAUGUCUUAGCUUCAUUAAAAAAGCAGCUUCGACAACUUUGAAUGUCGCGCUCAGCCUGUCAUAUCAUACCUUCAUAUCAUUUGAAUUAAUUGUGCAGCUCUAAUUUUUAUACAGUUCUGUGUUAAGCCUGUGACGGUGAUGAACGAACCAGAUCAACUGAAGGGUACAAACGAGAUUGUCUAAGGUGCGUCAUUGAGAUUCUGUGAUUGUCAUCUGUAGUUUUUAGUAUCAAACAUCUGUGAAGUUCUGUAAAAAGCCCUUAGUGCAGCUUUGGGAAAAAGAAAAUAUCGUCUAAGGUGACAUCUAGUCAUCUUAGUCAUCAGUAUCUGUUGUAUGAAAUUCAUCCAGCAGCUUUAUCUCCAUCAUAUCAAAUUAAAACCAAAAAAGGGAUUCUCUUUUAGCGUCCACAGGGAAUAUUAAUAAUGCAGUAACAGACGGCAGCACGUGUUUUUCAGUUAACUUUUGCUUUCUGAGCACAUACCAGUGUGCAUCAGUUACAUAAAGCAGAGAAAUACCUGAUCAGCCACAUUCUGGAUGGAACUGGACUUCGGCAAGAUAAGCACUUGUUUUUGUGUUAAUCAAAAAUGACGACUGACAGACUGACGAGAUGGUUGAAUGAGGACCCGAAACUCGUGAAGGUCUCAUGAAUUUCAACCACGUGUGUGAUUUGCGGUCAACAAGUUGCACUUUGCCCCUUAAAAGUGACCUGACUGUUUUCAGCUGGUCGAGCCGGCGAGCUCGGGAGGCGAGGACACAUCAGCUGCCAUUCAUCUGUGGAUUUUAUUUUUUUUUGUUUUCCUGUGUUAAUAAGUUGUACAAAUGAAUGAUUUUGCAGAACCUGGGGCCAUGUACAUUUUAACUCGCCCUUUGUAGAAAUCACAUUUUAUAACAGUUUAUUCAUACACGUGCAAAGGUCCUUUUUAGAUGUGGUGAAGGUUCUGUACAGUGACCAGAUCUGCAGGACUGGAACUGUAAAUAAAAUCACUUAUACGCUCUCA